Cherax quadricarinatus is the source of this 483-nucleotide messenger RNA. Lineage: Eukaryota; Metazoa; Arthropoda; Malacostraca; Decapoda; Parastacidae. The record is from RefSeq and is a predicted model, not a curated record.
CAAAACUUAAAAAAAAUGGAAGAGCUUUUAAAAUCCCUUAAAGAAGACAACAUUUUACCUAAUGAAGCUACAUAUGCAGCGUUGCUGAACUGCCUCGGACGGUUACCAGAAAGUCCAGCAAAUACAAGUGAUAUUAACACAUACCUCUCAGCUGUAAAGGAAGCAGGCAUAGACAUCAACUCUCUCUUCAACAAAGUUAAUUUUGUACGAAAGGGGUACGAGAAUGCUCUUAGAGCUGUUCGUCGGGUCCUACCAUCGUUUGAGCCCCAACCAGAGACAAUUUCUUUUGGUUAUAAUUGCAGUCUUGUUGACUCGCUCAACAAUAGUCUCUACUCUACACAGAUAGCUUCACCAGCUGAUGGUGUCGUUACUGAGGCUGAGCUUAUCAAGUGGGCCGAAGAACAGUUUGCCAUGGAGAUGAAGAGUGAGGUAGUUAUCAACAGCAUUGUCAACGCGGAGAAGUCUAAGGACACUCAAUAUUAU